Messenger RNA from Entamoeba invadens IP1, 2535 nucleotides. RefSeq names its product adaptin, alpha/gamma/epsilon, putative. Gene Ontology annotation, cellular component: AP-1 adaptor complex; membrane coat. The transcript has a single exon. Gene Ontology annotation, molecular function: clathrin-cargo adaptor activity. Gene Ontology annotation, biological process: Golgi to vacuole transport; receptor-mediated endocytosis; intracellular protein transport. Bases 1 to 2535 code for a protein of 844 amino acids. The record is from RefSeq and is a predicted model, not a curated record. Lineage: Eukaryota; Evosea; Mastigamoebida; Endamoebidae.
AUGAAAACAUUUAAAGACAACGUGAAGUCGUCAAUUAAAUUAAAAGCACUCAUUCGGGUUGUUAAGAACUGCAAAACAGCAGAAGAGGAGAGAAAGGUGAUUACACGGGAAUGCGCUGACAUUCGAAUGACUAUGCCCGACCAGAAAUUUAAGAAUCGGAAUGUCAUGAAACUGAUCUAUUUGGACCUUUUGGGAUAUAACACACAAUUUGCACAAAUCGAGUGCUUAGCACUGAUAUCGUCCGAUGUGUUCCAAACGAAAAGAAUUGGAUAUUUGGCAUUGGGACUUCUCUUGGAUGAGACUCAAGAAACUUUGACUCUUGUGAUCAAUCACCUCCAGAAAGACCUUCAAAGCGAUAACUCUAAUAUCGUGGAAUUGGCACUGACAACCAUCGCUAACAUUGGAAGUGAAGAAGUCUGCCAAGUAGUUUCUCCGUACGUCGUCAAAACAUUUAACUCGAAAGACAGAAACACUUUAAAGAAGUCUGUUGCCGCUGCUUUACGAAUUGUUCGAAAGUGUCCUGAUUUGGGGGAACAAUACAUCAACCCCGUGUUAAAUAUGCUGAAAUAUACAGAUGGCGAGUUCAUGUUGGGAGCAACGUGUUUAGCUGAGGAAAUUGUGAAAACUCCGAAUAACAAAAUUUCCCUUAUUAAUGUUAUUCCAACAUUGGUCACCAUUUUACAUAAAAAUUUCAAAGGAACUUUUACGGAUGUUGGAAGUCAGGGGUUUGUGUGUUGCAAUUUGAUCAAACUUUUGGAGAAGUUGGUCGUCGAGAAACACAUUUUGGGGUUUGAGGAGAUCAUUGGAGAAAUAUUUGUGAGUAUUCCCCAUAGCGCAAUUGGCAUUGCUGUUGGUCUCACUGCGACAAAAAGCGUGUUCAAGAUACAAUGUGAUGAAAUUUUGAAAGAAAUGGCGAUAAAUUAUUUGAAAAGAAUGGUGUGUUCUGAUGAGAGCAAUUCGAGGUAUUGUUCAUUGCGACAAAUUGAAGAAAUCAUUGAUGAGCACAAAGAUAAAUUGGGUGACAUGUUACCUCGUCUCUUGUUGUUGUUACAAGACGAAGACACCAACAUUCAAAAAUUGUGUUUGAGAAUAGUGACGAAAUUGGCUACACCAGAGAACGUCAAAGAAAUUGUUCAAAGUUUGAUUUUGUCAUUAGGUGAAGACGAGGGGUACACAAAAGAAGCUUCAAAGAAAGUGAGCGAGUUGAUAGAAAUUGUGAGUGCAGAUGAGAUGUGGAAAUUCGAUUGUUUAUUGGACAGCGCAAUGCAAUGUGGAGAGUUUUUGGAUGAUAGUAUUACGGAGAAAAUGAUCAGUUUGGUGCAGGCGUCAAAUAUUCAAACCUUUGCGACAACAAAAUUAUUUGCAAUUAUUCAAAAGUCGCCCGGUGCGGUAAAACGGGCGACCAUUUGGUGUGCUGGCGAAUAUUUUGAUCUUCUCAAAGAGGUCAUACCAGAAGUUAAAAUCAUAGAAGAGAUCAUGAAAAGUGAAUGCGAUGAAAUGACUGUAAUUGUUGCGUUACUAAAAAUAGCAUCACGACAUUCCGAGCUUGUCAGAAACUGUGUCAAAAAUUACGUGUGGAAAUACAAAGGUGGUCAUUCGAUAUUAGUCAAUCAACUCUGUUCCGAACUUGAAAAUAUUUGUAGUGGAAAUGUUACUGAAAGUUGGGGUAGAAUGCCAGUGCUGAAACCAAGAGAAAAAUAUGUCGAGAAAAAGGUUUUAAUUUCGUUAAAAGAUGAAAAAGAAACAAAAAACAGUGAUAUUUUGAAUUUAGAGAAAACACAUCCCAUUGCGACAAAAACUGUAAAAUUCCAAAAUGAAAAUGACGUUGCGAUAAAAGUUGAUGAAACUAAAAAUGUGCCAAAAAGUGAAGAUAUUUUAGAGAUAUUUAACAUGGCGAAAAACACGCAAAAUUUGAGGAAAAGCACUGGGUCAAAGUACGACAUUUUAAGUUUGUUGGACGACAAGGACAUUCAAAAAUCACAUAGUGAAGCAAUGACUCCUGUUUUCGAUUUAGUUGGAGAUACUCAAAAAGUCAAAGAGCCACCCAAUCUUUCAACAGAACAAACUAUACCAAUAGUACAAGAAACAAAAAAUGAAACUAUACUUCCUGAACCACAAAACGAAACGACUCAACCAGAAACGAAAUCUGAAGAAGAUGAUUUUGAGUUUACUGAUUACGUUGCGCCCGUAGUGAAAGAAAGACGUGUUGAGGUAUUCUCAAACGAAAAUGUCGGAAUGGCGUUUAGUAUAAAACGAAGUGGGAAUGGGUAUCAAGUUGUUGCACUCUUUUCUAACAAAACAAAUGAAAAUAUUUUGAAUUUACAAAUGAGAGUUGCCGCUCCACGAGGUAUUUCUAUUGAUAUUCAACCACCAGAUGAAGAAAUUUUAAAAGCAAAUACUACAGAUGGAUUUACUCAAGUGUUCACAACAAAUGGAAGUGUCAACGGAAAUGUUCCUGUGAAGGCAAAAGUCGAAUACUCGUUCGGAGGAAAGGUCGUCACGUUCCAAACAACACCAGUCAUUCUUAACGAGUAA